Messenger RNA from Exophiala bonariae, 696 nucleotides. RefSeq lists its product as uncharacterized. Gene Ontology annotation, cellular component: RNA polymerase II transcription regulator complex. The record is from RefSeq and is a predicted model, not a curated record. The transcript has 3 exons. Gene Ontology annotation, molecular function: DNA-binding transcription activator activity, RNA polymerase II-specific; transcription cis-regulatory region binding. Gene Ontology annotation, biological process: regulation of DNA-templated transcription. Lineage: Eukaryota; Fungi; Ascomycota; Eurotiomycetes; Chaetothyriales; Herpotrichiellaceae. Bases 1 to 696 code for a protein of 231 amino acids.
AUGGACUAUGGUUAUGCGAGCUCGCCUUCACAAUCGCCAAAUCAAUCGAUCUUUGCUGCUGGACAAUACUUCGACAGCACAUCCGAGAGCUCCAGUCCUGAUACACCCAAUAUGACUUCAAUGAUGUUCAACAACAAUUCGAUACAAUACGAUAUGUUCCAGUAUGGCACUGCUCCAGCAAACUUUUAUCCCCCGACGCAGAACGGCAAGAUCGCAGUUGAAUACAACAACGCUGCCACUCUAGAUCAAGCGAAUCGACGGCGGCGGAGGUCAGGUAGCACAUCUACCACCAAAGAAAAGGACACAAUUCCUAACAUGCAUUUGAGGAGGCGUGCUCAGAAUCGAGCAUCUCAACGCGCAUUUCGGGAGCGAAAGGAGAAGCACGUCAAGGGACUUGAGCAUCAGCUUGAAGACCUACACGAGAAACACCAAGAUCUUCUCCAAACGUACACCCGCCAAGCAGAUGAGGUCGGCAAGCUCAACAACCGGAUAGCGGAACUCAGCGCCGAGUUGAAUGCACUCCGGACGUGUCAAGACCAGUCCUUCAGUGAGAUGCUAAUGCCGGACAAGUUCGACAAGUUCGAUGCCUUCUCAGCCCAUGACAUGCUGUACAGUGGUCCAGAUUCCUAUUUCGACAAGAAUGCCGUGGACAUAAACUCAGAGUUCGCCCUGCAUUCUUUCGAGGAUUCACUAUAG